This is a messenger RNA of Echinostoma caproni, 366 nucleotides long. The record is from the annotation of a GenBank genome assembly. Lineage: Eukaryota; Metazoa; Platyhelminthes; Trematoda; Plagiorchiida; Echinostomatidae.
GGCAAUUCAAUCAGUUUGUCCACGGUCGAUGUGUCCGCUGCGUAUGUGGGUCUUCGCACACAUCAACCACUAAUUGCCGGUCCGUUACUCGCCUGUUUCACCUAUGCCGGCCCUCUCUACUGGCAACUGGCCUAUUUCACCCGAUACGCAUUUCAUCCAUCCACCAGUAGUCGUCUCGGUGCCAGUCUGUCCCUAUUCCGAUUGGGAUUUGUGAUUUUACCGUUAACAUUCUGUGCCACCAUUUGUUUCUUGCUCCAGUCCCAUCUGUUCAUUUGGACUGUGUUCACACCGAAAUUACUCUAUCUGGCCACAUUCCAGCUGGUCUUCCUCCCCGUCCUGUUGUUGUGGUCAUGCAAAACCGCUUGA